Molecule: messenger RNA, 1269 nt
Organism: Dictyostelium purpureum
Lineage: Eukaryota; Evosea; Eumycetozoa; Dictyosteliales; Dictyosteliaceae
Exons: 2
Coding region: 1-1269 (422 amino acids)
Source: RefSeq, a predicted model, not a curated record
AUGCAAACAUCAGAUCAUAGUAAUAAUACAGAUUGUAAUAAUAGUAAUAGUAAUAAUAGUGAUAUAUCGAAUAAUAACAAUGCAUAUAUAACAAAAAAUAAAGUUAAUGAAGAGUUAUAUUAUCCAUUCGAUAUAAAUUAUUCAAUCAAAAAGAUAGAUUUGUUGUUAAGUUCAUUAUUAUAUAACAGUAAAAAUGAAAAUAUUAAACAAUGUACAGAUUGGAUAGUUAGAUUACCACCAUUUUGCAGUAGAUUACAGGCAGGCUAUAAUUGUGGAUUUGUAGCAUUAAGAAUGGCAAUAGAGUAUUUGGAUAGAUCAUUUCUAGAAAAAGAAUACAUUUCAGAGUUAUUUUUAACAGCAAUCAUGAAAGGGUACACAAAAGAAGGUGAGAUGUUUUCAGCUUUUCACUUAUCAGAAAUUUCAAAUUUAAUAUUUAAUAAUAUAGAUUUUAGUUAUAUUAAAACUACAGUCGAACAGCACCCAACAGCAGCCGAUAUUUUAAAUCAGUUAUCAAAUGGUAAGCCAAUACUUGUACCCUAUGAUGCUGAUCAAAAUUGGAGACCAUGUUCUGGUGGUGGAAAAAAAGCCCACUGGGCUAUGGUCAUAGGUUUUGUAAUACCAAAUUUAAAUAAAUAUAAUAAUAGCAGUAAUAAUAAUAGUAACGGUAAUAAUAGUAAUGAUAAUAGUAAUAAAAAUAUUUGCCCAAUAAAAUAUAAACUUAAAAUAAAAAAUAGUAACAGUAAUAAUAAAAGUAGUAGCUAUAUAGAUUAUAACGGUUAUUAUGAAGAAAGCCCUUAUGAUAAUAGUUGCAAUUUAAUGUUAACAGAUGAAAAAUAUAGAGAUAGAUAUAUGAUUUUAAAUAAUACAAGUAAUAAUAUAAACAAUAACAAUAACAAUAACAAUAACAACAACAACAACAAUAACAUCAUUAAUAAUAAUAUGGUUUUAAAAUUUUAUCAAAAACUAAACAAUAGUUUUAAUAGAUUAUCAUUUAUAGAUGAUGAUUAUGAUCAAGACGAUGAAGACGAUUUAGAAAAUGUAGAUGAUAACGAUAACAAAAAUAAAGCAAAAACUUUAAAUCCUGAUGAAAUCUUUUUAUUAUGCCAACAUGGUAAAAGUCAAAUAAUUCAACUUUGGGAAUUAACAACAUUAUUAGAAUCAAAUAGUUCCUUAUCUAAAUUUCCAGAUGAACGAAGAGAUGAUUCAAGAUGGAUUAUUCCAAAUGAUUUAUCAGAUUUAAGAAAUAAAUGGUUGUUUUUUAAUAAAUAA